Molecule: messenger RNA, 1325 nt
Organism: Syzygium oleosum
Lineage: Eukaryota; Viridiplantae; Streptophyta; Magnoliopsida; Myrtales; Myrtaceae
Exons: 2
Coding region: 10-516 (168 amino acids)
Molecular function (GO): nucleic acid binding; zinc ion binding
Source: RefSeq, a predicted model, not a curated record
GUUCCUUCUAUGAAUGAAGCAUUUUGUCGGAUUCAGCGCAUUGUCCCUCCGUCUUCUACAUCAUCUAAAGAUAAUUCAGCAUUUGUGGCUAGUAGUGGUGUUCGUGGUCGUGGUGGAUUUUCUAAUAGAGGUCGUGGUUUAGGGGGAGGUCGCGGUCGUGGUGGUGGACGUAGUGGACAAAAUUCUGAUCGAGAUAGCCGUCAGUGUAUAUACUGCGGCAAAUCUGGUCAUAUUGUUGACACAUGUUGGGCCAAGCAUGGCAAGCCUGAGUGGGCUCAGCGAUUAGUUACUGCAAAUGCUGCUAUGGCUGAAGGGAGUGCUGGAAAUGUGUCUUACGGCGACACGAAUCCAUCUAUCCCAAGUGGGGGUAGUUCUUCUGAGUCCGCGUCUCGGGAUGAUACGGUCACACAACUCAUCAAGCGUGUCCAACAACUGGAGGCUUCCAAUUUCUCAUCUACUGCCACUCUUGCACGUACAGGACCUUCAGACAAAGAAGAAGAUUGGUGGAGGGCAUGAACAUGAUGGACUCUAUUAUCUGGAUGGUGUCUCCACUGCUGACGCCAAUGGUCUAGCUGCUAGUCCUAUUACCCCCUAUUAUGGCAUUCCCGUUUAGGGCAUUUAUCUUUAUUUAAGUUACAGCAAAUAAUUCCCGAGUGUAAAUCAAUUUCUACUCUUGAGUGUGAGGCUUGUGAACUUGGGAAACAUCAUCGUAGUUCUUUUCCUAGUCGUAGUGAUUCUCGUGCAUCUACUUUAUUAGAACUUGUUCAUUCAGACAUCUGGGGACCUUCCCGUAUUGCUAACAGAAAUGGUUUUAAGUACUUUGUUACUUUUGUGGAUGAUUAUUCUCGUCUAACAUGGCUCUAUAUGCUUCAUGAUCGUUCUGAAUUUUUACAUGUUUUUCAAUUAUUUCAUCGUGAAGUUACUAAUCAGUUUAAUACAUCCCUUAAAAUUUUGCGAACAGAUAAUGCUCUAGAAUACUCACAAAAAUCAAUUUCUUUGUUUUGUUCUAGUCUUGGCAUUAUACAUCAAACAAGUUGUACUUAUACCCCUCAGCAGAAUGGUGUGGCCGAGAGAAAGAACCGUCACCUUCUAGAAGUUGCUCGUUCACUCUUGUUACAUAUGCAUGUCCCAAAAUCAUUUUGGAGUGAUGCUGUCCUUACUGCUUGUUACCUCAUAAAUCGUAUGCCUUCCACUGUCCUCAAUCAACAGUCACCAAUCAGUAUUGUAUUUCCUGACAAGCCGUUAUUUCCUCUUACCCCGCGUGUCUUUGGGUGUGUCUGCUUUGUCCAUAAUCUACGACCUGGUGCUGAUAAACUAUCCCCUCG